Arachis ipaensis is the source of this 1043-nucleotide messenger RNA. Its product is annotated as thioredoxin-like protein YLS8. NCBI's taxonomy places the organism in Eukaryota, Viridiplantae, Streptophyta, Magnoliopsida, Fabales, Fabaceae. The record is from RefSeq and is a predicted model, not a curated record. Gene Ontology annotation, cellular component: spliceosomal complex; U5 snRNP; U4/U6 x U5 tri-snRNP complex. Gene Ontology annotation, biological process: mRNA splicing, via spliceosome.
UAUUUCUUUAAAGAAUCCUUUUAAAAAAUAGAAGAUAAUUUUAGAAGGAAAAAAAGAAGUGUGUUUUUGGAGAAGGUCAAUACGGCUGCGUUUUGAGGACGCUGAGAAUAUGCAAUAUAACGAACUUUUGUGAAGCGCGCUUCUAGACACUUCUGUUUUCUGUUUGGUCUCUUCUUAUAUACGCGAGUCGCCGUUAUAUCUCUAUAGAGAUAUAGAGAAGAAGAAGAAGAAGAAGAAGAAGGAUUGCGAUUUGGGAGAGAAGUGAAGAGAGAAGAAAGAAUGUCGUACUUGCUGCCGCACUUGCACUCCGGUUGGGCGGUGGAUCAGGCCAUUCUCUCCGAGGAAGAACGCGUUGUGGUCAUCCGCUUCGGCCAUGACUGGGACGACACCUGCAUGCAGGAUUCAUCUAAUCUAAUCUCAAAUUGUUUGUUGCUGAUGGGAAGCUCUUAAAUUAAGAGAUGGAUGAAGUGCUGGCGGCGGUUGCGGAGACCAUAAAGAGUUUUGCGGUGAUAUACCUGGUGGACAUCACGGAGGUGCCGGAUUUCAACACCAUGUACGAGCUCUACGAUCCAUGCACAGUCAUGUUCUUCUUCAGGAACAAGCACAUCAUGAUCGAUCUUGGCACCGGUAACAACAAUAAGAUCAAUUGGGCACUCAAGGACAAGCAGGAGUUCAUUGACAUCGUUGAGACUGUGUACAGGGGUGCCAGGAAGGGACGUGGUCUUGUUAUUUCUCCUAAGGAUUACUCCACCAAGUACCGCUACUGAUUGCUACUUGUUCUUCUCUUUGAUUUCAUGCGCUUGAAAAAUCUUCAUUCAAAGUUAUUGUAAACCCUAAACUCAUUAGCCUUGUAGUUUGAUUAGCUGAGUAGAAAACUAGAAAUUGAUCCUGCGGCCUCGGCCGUUGUCUGAGCCCUAUUCUAAUGGUUGAUUGUCAGUGAGACAUGUACUUUAUUCACGGAUUCUGAUGUUAAACAUAUCAAGUGAGUUCUUAUGAACUCUUUCUUCACUCUUGUUAAUAAUAAUCUUCCAAGCUUUGCCUCA